CACAGCAGAAAGAUAAACACGACAGCUCUUCUAAUUACAGGUAGUGGAAGCAAAACAUCUUUGUGUGACGGACGCGAAAAACAACAUUUGGAUCGAUUCCCAGUGUCUCGUUGCGUGUAUCAAAAGUGUAUUUAUAAAUAGUAAAUCAAAUCAAGCUAUGCCGAAAGCUAACAAUACAUUUUGGCCAUAAUACCACGUCGCAGUUUUUUGUUUUGUUUACAUCGUGGUUAUCAUAACAUUAUCAAUACAGGUGCUACGCACCUAGUAGACGAAAACAGAUCAAAGAAGUAGAGAGCCGGAACGAGUGGCAAUACGACAGAUACAACGAAUAAAGGCUCUUAAUAAAUCUAAUCAUUACCAAUACAGUUUUGUUUCCCGAUUGGUCUGUGAAUGGUGUUUAUCAAUUGUGCUGAAACGAAAAAUACAGCAGAACGAAGACAGAUUUCUUGCAAUUGAGAGUGAAUGACCUAAACCCACAUCUGAUCUAGUCUGAUACAAAAUGCUUGAAGAUGGAGAUCCUAAAGAUGACGAGCAAGUGCAGAAACAUAAAGAGAUGCAGAAUUUGAUACAAGGCAGUCACUUCAAUGGCACUAUACAAUAUUCCGAUAGCUUUUUGGCCAAUAACUACAGAAAGAUGCAGAUGCAGCUGAACAGCCGAUAUAUCUCACAGAUCUGCUGCCCACGACGAGCCCGGGGACCAUUGCCGCACGUCCGAAUGCGACCGUAUUAUAUACCUCAAAGAUCCCGAACAAAAAGCGAAAAUUCAGAUCCGUCAAGUUUGUUAUAUCUAGAAACAAUUAGAUCCGUCGACGUCGCACAGAGUGACCUACCCACCACCUUAAUGGAAACUUGUGACCCUUCUACCUCACACAUGGACACUUCCGGAAAUGUUCCGAUUGUCAGAUCCGGAGCGUGCGCCACAUUAGUGAAAUCCAAAUCUCUCGAGAAUCUGGUGCGAGCAAUCAAAACAAUAGAUGGAUCGCAACCGUCACACGAGAUGGAGUUCAUGUCUAGUCGUAUACAGAAUCUGAAAGUGCAAGAAUAAAUUACCGUUUUAGUCAAACUGCUCGUUGGCAGUACAUAGCAAAUAGUGGCAACAUAAGCAUGGUUUAGAGGACUUUUGUUGCUUGAAGUUCUAGUGAUUUGUUUGAUAAUUAGCAAAUGAUCAAAUUUAUUCACAUUUGCGGUGCAUCAAGAUGAAGAUCAUCUGAUUUGUGGUGCAACAAGAUAAAUGUGGCAAUGCGAACAUGUUUUACUCUCACAUGUUUGUGCAAACCUGAAGAAUAUAGUUGUUCGCAUAAUUGAGAAGUCAUUUGGAGGCCGAACAUUAAUUGCGUAAGAUUUUAAGGGGGAAGAGUGGAGUGUUAUUUUUGGUUUGGUUAUUUGGUUGAAACCCCCGGACAAAUCCCCAGUGUUGGUAAAAUCCCAAAUUAUUAAAUCUCAUGGGCGAUUCCAAUCAAACGAGUAUCAAAUCACUCAAAUCCCAUCAGAUUCGUGGCCCAGAAAAUCGUGAUUUGCACCAUUGUAUGGUUUUUACAUACGCAUCAAUUGCGUUUUGACGGUUUUUAGAGCAAAAUCAUUUUUCGACGAGUGAACAAAGGCGAUGCGAUUCUGUCCGAGAAACUCAAGCGUUAACUCGUACAUGCAGCCUCGAUGAUUGAGACUUGAGUAUGAUUCUACCAGCACUGCACGUCCUUUGCGCAAUCAGUGUUUCGCCUCUAAAGAUUAUGGUCCUAAUUGGACCUGGUUUGAAUGCGGUUUACGCAAUGUAUUUUAUUUAUUCGGAAUAAAUGUAAUAUAAACGCAAGUCUAAUAAAUUGACUUUGAGAAUUCCCUAAUUUAGUUUACAUUUUUUAUUUUUUGAUGCAGCUUGACUAAAUCCACACAGCUUGCAGCAACUUGAUUGUGACUGAGUCCGGUCACACAUGAGUUGCUGUAACCUUGUGGAAUAUUUGUGCUGCUAGGGUUCUCCCCACAUGAUGGAGGUAUAACUAUAGUUUAUUUUAUUUCGAGAACUGGAUGUUUUAUCUAUAGACCGGGUCAAUCAUCUGAUUUUCGAAA
Messenger RNA from Armigeres subalbatus, 2061 nucleotides. RefSeq lists its product as uncharacterized. NCBI's taxonomy places the organism in Eukaryota, Metazoa, Arthropoda, Insecta, Diptera, Culicidae. The record is from RefSeq and is a predicted model, not a curated record. The transcript has 2 exons. Bases 500 to 1045 code for a protein of 181 amino acids.